This is a messenger RNA of Protobothrops mucrosquamatus (brown spotted pit viper), 878 nucleotides long. It is a transcript of the gene SOX18, whose product is annotated as SRY-box 18. Gene Ontology annotation, molecular function: RNA polymerase II cis-regulatory region sequence-specific DNA binding; DNA-binding transcription factor activity, RNA polymerase II-specific. The transcript has a single exon. Gene Ontology annotation, biological process: lymphangiogenesis; positive regulation of transcription by RNA polymerase II; angiogenesis. The annotation marks the transcript as partial. Lineage: Eukaryota; Metazoa; Chordata; Lepidosauria; Squamata; Viperidae. The record is from RefSeq and is a predicted model, not a curated record.
GCCAGGCGUGGAAAGCCUUGAGCGCCACCGACAAGCGCCCCUUCGUGGAGGAGGCCGAGAGGCUGAGGAUCCAGCAUCUGCAGGACCACCCCAAUUACAAGUACCGUCCCCGCCGGAAGAAGCAGGCCAAGAAAAUCAAGAGGAUGGAACCGAGCAUCCUUCUCCACAACUUGCCCCAGUCCUGCGGCGAGAAUUUUGCCAUGGGCCACCGCAGCACCGGCGCCGGCGGCCUCGGCCACUCCCAGCCUCCCCCACUGAACCACUUCCGAGAACUGCGCUCGAUGGGGUCAGAGAUGGAGAACUACGGCCUGCCGACUCCCGAAAUGUCCCCUCUGGACGUCCUCGAACAGGCGGAGCCCGCCUUUUUCCCGCCCCACAUGCAGGACGACUGCAACGUCAUGUCCUUUCGAGGUUACCACCACCCUGCUCCUCCUCCUCCUCCUCCACCGCCGAUGGAGUUUUCCCCGGAGAAAAACCUGGGGAGGAACAUGGUCAUGGGGUACCCUCCCAACCCACCCUCCCACCUGGCCGAAGCCAUGAGGACUCCCCAGCUGUCUGGGAUGUACUACAACCAGAUCUGUGCCGCGGGAGCCGCCAACGGGCUGUCGGCCCACCUGGGCCAACUGUCCCCUCCUCCUGAGUCCCACCAGCUGGAGGGCGUGGAGCACUUGAACCCCCACGAGCUGUGGACAGAAGUGGACCGCAACGAGUUUGACCAGUAUUUGAAUAUGAGCAGGACUCGUCCGGAUCCGUCCGGUUUCGCCUAUCAUGUUUCCGUGUCCAAAGUGACUCCCCGGAGCUGUGAGGACAACAGCCUGAUCUCAGCCUUGUCCGAUGCCAGCAGCGCUGUUUAUUACAGCGCUUGUAUCACUGGGUAA